CCGGUUGAGGGGAGCUUCGGUUAGUGGGUGAAAGGUGAGAAGAAGAAGGUCUGUCAUUGUCACGGCUCCACUUCUUCUACUCCGACGUCACGAUGCUGCAGAACACGGGGAAGCUCGCCGGCUGCACGCUCUUCAUCACCGGAGCCAGUCGAGGGAUCGGCAAAGCCAUCGCGCUGAAGGCCGCCAGGGAUGGAGCCAACAUCGUCAUCGCCGCCAAGACCACCCAGGCCCACCCGAAGCUCCCGGGAACCAUCUACACCGCAGCGGAGGAGGUGGAGGCGGCCGGCGGCAAAGCGUUGGCGUGUGUCGUCGACAUCCGCGACGAGCAGCAGGUCGAGGCCGCGGUUCAGAAAGCCGUCGAAAAGUUUGGAGGAAUCGACAUCCUGGUGAACAACGCCAGCGCCAUCAGUCUGACAGGAACUCUGGACACGCCCAUCAAGAAGGUGGACCUGAUGCUGGGGGUCAACCUGAGAGGCACUUACCUGACGUCUAAGCUGGUCAUCCCUCACCUGCUGAAGAGUCGCAAUCCUCACAUCCUGAACUUGGCUCCUCCCCUCAACCUCAACCCCGUCUGGUUCAAGAACCACACGGCUUACACAAUGGCGAAGUACGGGAUGUCGAUGUGCGUCCUUGGAAUGGCGGAAGAGUUCAGAGGUCAAAUUGCUAUCAACGCCCUCUGGCCUAAAACUGCCAUCCAGACAGCAGCGAUGGACAUGUUGGGCGGCGAGGACGUCGGUAAACAGUGCCGUACGUCUGACAUCAUGGCGGACGCCGCCUACGCCGUCCUGUCCCGCCAGAAGGACUACACCGGCCACUUCCUGGUGGACGAGGACGUCCUGAGGGAGCAAGGAGUCGUAGAUUUCGAUCAGUACGCCGUCCAACCAGGUCACCCACUGCUGCCGGACUUCUUCCUGGACGCAGCCCCAGAGAGCCUGGUGGAGCAGAUGGAGCAGCAUGGGGCGACCGCAGCCUUUAAAGCACCAGCAUCUUCAUCUUCCUCUGGAGGACCGAUAGAAGCCACGUUCAACGUCAUCAGAGGAGUCAUCAACGAAGACGUCGUCAAGUUGACGCAGGCCAUUUAUCAGUUCGACCUAUCAGGUCAAAAUGAGGGCGUGUGGUUCCUGGACCUGAAGAGCGGCGCUGGUCGGGCCGGGCAGGGCGCGCCUCCCGUCAAGGCCGAUGUUGUCAUGACGAUGGACUCUGGUGACUUCCGCAAGAUGUUUGCAGGGAAGCUGAAGCCCACGCUGGCCUUCAUGUCGGGGAAGCUGCAGAUCAAAGGAGACAUGGUGCUCGCCCUCAAGCUGGAGAAACUCAUGGGCCGCAUGAGCAAGCUGUGAAACCCCGCCCCCAGGCCCUGGCCCCGCCCCCUGCUUGUAGCUGUACAUGUUGCCUUAAAGAAGAGAUGAUAAACAUUCUGUACAGGAACUCUUUAAUAUCAAAUAAAGCAUCAUCUCUCAUAACAUAAA
Pseudoliparis swirei is the source of this 1466-nucleotide messenger RNA. It is a transcript of the gene hsdl2, whose product is annotated as hydroxysteroid dehydrogenase like 2. Gene Ontology annotation, cellular component: mitochondrion. The coding region runs from base 93 to 1337 and encodes 414 amino acids. NCBI's taxonomy places the organism in Eukaryota, Metazoa, Chordata, Actinopteri, Perciformes, Liparidae. The record is from RefSeq and is a predicted model, not a curated record. The transcript has 11 exons.